Messenger RNA from Microdochium trichocladiopsis, 789 nucleotides. RefSeq names its product DNA replication complex GINS protein PSF2. The record is from RefSeq and is a predicted model, not a curated record. Gene Ontology annotation, cellular component: nucleus; GINS complex. NCBI's taxonomy places the organism in Eukaryota, Fungi, Ascomycota, Sordariomycetes, Xylariales, Microdochiaceae. Bases 1 to 789 code for a protein of 262 amino acids. Gene Ontology annotation, biological process: double-strand break repair via break-induced replication; DNA replication. The transcript is spliced from 2 exons.
AUGGCCUUGCCACUGCCGCCAGGCCUCGUGCCAGCCGAGGUCGCCUUCGUCUGCGAGAUGGAGCUCGUGACCGUGGUGCCACGUCAAAGACUCGAGCCCAUAGAUCUCCUCAGUGGCGAGACUCCGGCCCUCCGACCCCCGCACCGCGCACACAUACCUCUCUGGCUCGCCCUUCUUCUCAAGAAGCAGCGCCGAGCCAACAUCGUGCCUCCGCCAUGGCUACAUCCAGCGUCUUUACAAGACAUUGUCAACUACGAAACGACAAUCGAACCCGCGGCCUUCUCCCCACCACCUCCACCGCCAAUGCGCUCCGACGGCCGCGGAGGCGCAAGGCCCUUCGGCCGCACGAGCGGCAACACUACUACCGACCACCACCACAAGCCCGGCGACCUGCUCCUCUCACCCCCGUUCCUACCGUCCUGCACCGCCGACGCGCCCUACGGCCACCUCCCCUACCACUGGCUCGAGGUCAGCGAGACCUUGCUAGCCCACGCGGCCGACGACAUCCCCAGCGCGGCCGAGGUGCGCACCCUGCUGCGCGACCUGCAGGAGGUCCGCGCCGCCAAGAUGCGUGGCUCCACGGCGCAGCUGCAGGCCGGCGACGGCGUGGUGCCCCUGCGCGGCGUCGGGGCCAUGGAGCUCAGCGAGGCCCGCGGAUUCGUGGGCGGCGUGGUCGAGGGCGUGAGGAAGCUCGGCGCCAGUGCCGAGGCGACCCGCCGCGAGGAGGAGGAGGAGCGGGCCCGGGACGGCGGUGGCGAUGACAGCGAGGACGAGAUGGACUUCCAAUGA